Molecule: messenger RNA, 4563 nt
Organism: Fukomys damarensis (Damara mole-rat)
Lineage: Eukaryota; Metazoa; Chordata; Mammalia; Rodentia; Bathyergidae
Product: mucin-19
Exons: 38
Coding region: 1-4497 (1498 amino acids)
Cellular component (GO): extracellular matrix
Source: RefSeq, a predicted model, not a curated record
AUGUCCAUGGCCACGUUCCCUGAACGAACACAAAUGGAGCCAUCUUCCCCAGAAUCAUGGAACAAAUUAAGUUCCAUUUACCAAGGUGUGAUCGAAACUAUGGUGAAUGCUGCUGUAAAGUACCGCCCAACAGAAAAGCAGUCUCGUAAAAAUGUUGCAAAUCCCGUCGAGUCUCAUGGUAAACUGGCUGCUGUGUGCAUCUCUGAUUACUGUGUAGAAGGAAGACGCAUGGGGUUGGAGCUAAAGAAAUACAUCAAUAACUGUCAGGUGAAGCCAGUUCAGCAGUUGGUUUUGCCACCAUUGUCUCUGGUGCAGAUAGAGAAUGUAAGAACUGGGGCAGGAUCUAGUAUCAGUGGUUCUGGAGAGUUGGGAUUUGGUUUGGCGGUAUCUGGUCAAAUGGCACUGGAAAUCGGUAGUGCAAAUGGGAGUGAAAUUAGCAGCAGUGAAUCUCCUGGAGGAAGGCCUGGCACUUUAGAUUUAAAAAUUGGAGGAAAGAAGCCUGGAGUAAAACUGAAUCUUGGAUUGUCUAUUUCAAAUGAAUUUGGUGACAGUGAACUUAGGGAAUAUGGAAUGAAAGGUGCUAGAGAUCUAGUUCUCAGAAGCUCAAGUGAAAUAAAUGGGGUUGGAUGUUCUGGUGGUGUCUCUGAAGAUUCAGGAGUCAAUCUGGGGCUGUUUGGUCACCAAGGAUUUGGAAUCUUUGGAAGUCGUGGGAGUGGAAAACAUGGUAGUGGAUCUCCUGGAGCUGCAUCCUUGAGUUUGGGAUCUGAUGUCGGUAGCUCAGGAGGCAACAGUUGGUCUUCUGGUUCUGGACGUGGUGGAGGAAGGAAGGGUUCUACUGGACUCAGUGCUUCAGGACUAAGCAAAUUUGAUGAAACUGGCAUUAGUGGUUCAGGUGAAGCUUCCACAUGGGACAGAGGAACAUACAGAGCUUUCAAUGGCCACAUCUUCUCCUUCCAGUCUUCCUGCGCAUAUAUAUUCUGCCGCCACUGUGUAGAAUCCGGAGGAGAUUUCAGUAUCGAGAUCAAAAGAAACAACAACAGCGAGAUUGAAAGAAUAAGAGUUCUGAUUGACAAUAAUGACAUAUCUAUUGUGGGUGAUACUAUUUUAGUUAAUGAAGAAAGGGUACAGAUACCGUAUAACAAUAAAUUGAUUCACAUUAAAAAGUUUGGACAAUAUAAUGUUUUGAAUAGCCGCAGAGGGAUCUUAUCUUUAGUGUGGGACAAAAAUAACAAACUCUCACUCACUCUUCACAAGCGAUACGAAACUUGUGGCCUCUGUGGUAACUUCAAUAGCACUCCAGGUCAGGACAUUGAUGAGCACAUUGUCAAGAGUAAAAUUCCUGGUGAUUGUCCCAGUGCUGUCAGUAAAAGCUAUGAAAUUUGUGAAGAUGGAGUGCAGUACUGUAACAAUAUUAUUGGAACUUACUUUGAGAAAUGUGAAAAGGUAGCCACUUCAUUGAGUGGCUACAAAACCAUCUGCAUCAAUGAGUACUGCCAAAGUGGAGACAAAAGUUCUAUGUGUGACACUUUCUCAGAGUUGUCCCGGCUCUGUGCUUCUGAUGGGCCUGGUGUCUUUGAAUCCUGGCGUGAUGAUUCCAAUGUGGCUUGUGAAAAACCUACAUGCCCAGAAAAACAUAUCUAUAAAGAAUGUGGACUCUCAAAUCCUGCAACUUGUUCUAAUGUGGCUCCUUUUCAAGACAGUGAAUGUGUGAGUGGCUGCUCCUGCCCAGAAGGGUAUCUACUGGAUGAUAUUGGAGAGAAAGGAAAAUGUGUAUUAAAGGAAAGUUGUCCCUGUGAAUCCAGUGGAAAAAUGUAUAACCCUGGAGAAGUCCGAGAAGGACCUUGUGGUUCUCAGUGCACGUGCCAAGAUGCAAAAUGGUCUUGCACUGAUUCCUUAUGCCCUGGAAGAUGUAAGGUGGAAGGGAGUUUAUUUACCACCUUUGAUGACAAUAAAUACCACCAUCCUGGAAACUGUCAUUUCUUGGCCAUCCAUAAUGAAGACUGGUCUAUUAGUGUUGAGCUUCGUCCAUGUCAAGACAGACAGACAGGAACUUGCUUAACCAGCGUUACGCUUCUCUUGAACUCAUCUGUUUCAGUUGCCAAAUAUGUUUUCAAUAGUAAUGGGAAAGUCACAAAGGAUAUGGUUAGAAUUAAGGAUUAUUACUAUUCGGAUGAAAUACAGAUCUUCAAAGUAUCUGCCUCAUAUCUUCAAGUGGAAACAUACAAUCACAUAAAAAUGCAAAUACAGAUAGUUCCCGUAAUGCAAUUAUAUAUUUCCAUGCCACCCAAGCAAUUCACAGACACUGUUGGACUCUGUGGUUCCUACAACAAUAAAGCUGAGGAUGAUUUCAUGUCAAGUCAGAAUAUACUGGAGACGACAUCUCAAGCAUUUGCUAAUUCUUGGGAGAUGAUGCCCUGUCCUAAAGGAACCCCUGCCUCGUGUAUCAGUAUUGAAAAGGAAAAUUUUGCUGAAAAUAGCUGUGGGAUUCUUCUUGAUUCAAGUGGACCAUUUGCUUCCUGCCACCAAAUUGUGAACCCUAAAUUCUACCAUGAGGAAUGCAAAAAGUACACUUGUUCUUGUGAAAACAGUCAAGAUUGCCUGUGCACAAUUUUGGGCAACUAUGUGAAAGCAUGUGCUGAAAAGGAAACAUCCCUAGUGGGGUGGAGAACUGGACUGUGUGAACAAUCUUGUCCAAGUGGCCUAGUUUUCAAGUACAAUGUCAAAGCUUGCAACAGUUCUUGCCGAUCCCUGUCAGAGAGAGACAGAAGCUGUGAUGUACAAGAUGUUCCGGUUGACGGAUGCACUUGUCCUGUUGGAAUGUACCAGAACAGUGAGGGAAACUGUGUCCAGAAAUCUCAGUGUGACUGCUACAUAAACGAUGAGGUUGUACGCCCUGGGAAACUCAUGCAGAUUGAUGACAAUAAAUGUGUCUGUCAGGCUGGAGUUCUUCUUUGCCAAACUCCCAUCGAUUUAACCCUAAAAAAUUGUUCUGGAGGGGCUGAGUAUGUAGACUGCAGUGAUCCCAAGGCACAGAGAAGAACUGAUAAAACAUGUAGCACUUGGAACAUACCUGCUUUUGAAGGUGACCUGGCUUGCAAACGUGGGUGCUACUGUCCAGUAGGAAUGGUUCGGAACUCUAAAGGAAUUUGUGUCUUUCCUGAUGACUGCCCAUGUUCUUUUGGUCAAAGGGAAUAUGACCAAGGAAGUGUCACUUCUGUUGGCUGCAAUGAAUGUACUUGUAUAAAAGGGUCUUGGAAUUGUACACAAAACGAAUGUCAGACCACUUGCCACAUCUAUGGUGACGGUCAUGUUAGAACUUUCGAUGGGCAAAGUUACAGCUUUGAUGGUCUCUGUCAGUAUUCAUUUCUUGAGGACUAUUGUGGUCAAGAAAAUGGCACGUUCCGCAUUUUAACUGAGAGUAUCCCAUGCUGUGAAGAUGGGCUUACCUGCUCAAGGAAAAUCAUCGUGGCCCUCCAGGAUCAGAACAUUGUCCUGCAAGAUGGUAAAGUGACGACAGUCAAAACUGCAGAAAGUGAGGCGUGUGAACUCAGUGAGAAUGCCUACUCUAUACAUACUGUUGGCCUGUACCUGAUUCUGAAGCUUCAGAAUGGAAUAAUCCUGAUUUGGGACAAAUACACAAAAAUAUCUGUUGUACUGGAUCCAAAGUGGCAUGGAAAAGUGUGUGGUCUUUGCGGAAAUAAUAACGGUGAUCUCAAGGAUGAUUUCACCACGAGGUAUGCCUCCAUUGCUGCUGGAGCCCUGGAAUUUGGAAAUAGUUGGAAAACGAGCCAGGAAUGUUCAGACACAGUAACUCAGAGUUUCCCGUGUGACUCAAACCCUUACUGCAAAGACUGGGCUGUGCGGAAGUGUGAAAUCCUGAGGGACAACACCUUCAGAGACUGUCACAGCAAGGUCGACCCCAGCACUUACUAUAACGCAUGUAUUGAGGAAGCCUGCGCAUGUGACAUGGAGGGCAAGUACCUUGGCUUUUGUACUGUGGUGGCCAUGUACGCAGAAACCUGCAAUGCAGCUGGAGUCUGUGUCCCCUGGAGAAAGCCAAACCUCUGUCCUGUAUACUGUGAUUAUUACAAUGCUCCCGGGGAAUUCAACUGGCAUUACGAGCCCUGUGGUACUGUGGCUGCAAAAACUUGUAAAGAUCAAGUCAUUGGCCGGAAGUUUUCCUCACUUUUAGAAGGUUGCUAUGCCAGGUGUCCAGAAAGUGCUCCGUAUCUGGAUGAGAACACCAUGAAAUGUGUCAGUUUGUCUAAGUGCAGCUGCUUCUACAAUGGCGUCAUCCCAGCAGGGGGAGUCUUUGAGGAUAACUGUGGAAAAACAUGCUAUUGCAUUGCGGGGGAGUUGCAGUGCAGUGCUUCCACUGCAACAGGUACCUCCGUAGUAAGCAGCAAAGCUGCACUUACCUUGGUUACCAGUAGCUCAAGCACAGCAGCAUCCAUUCCAGUGAUUACAACAUUAAGCAGUGAAACAAAAACAGACUAACUGCUACUUAACAAACUCAAACUGCAAGCAGAAAUGAAGGGAACUGAAGAAAUCAAGUCACAAAAU